AUGUCUUAUGAACUCUUGAUUCUCCCGAAAAAAUGGUUAUUUACCAAUGAUGGCCCGGAGAAGUUCAAUGUACUUGCUAAUGUCAUCAACAAGGCAUACUCCAAACCCAUGCAUAAGUACGGAAUCAUCAAUUCCCCACGAAUCAAACAGCCAGCCAAAUUCUUGGACGACUUACAAGUCACCGAGGGAAAAGAAUGUUUCAUCACCAUUCUCCUAGGAACAGAUGCUGUUUUCUCUAAAAUCGAGGCUGAAACCGGCUUCAAGCGCAAAUUUCACUACGAUCUUUAUCCAUUGUCUACAAGUAUCAAUUCAGACAUCCCUAAAGAGUACAAGCCAUACUUUGGACCACUUCUGCCUGAUUCUAAUGUCAAAAUUAUUGUCGCCGAUGCCUCAACUACAAUAGAUAACGCUCUCGCAGACCGCAUAGUGGCUGUAUGUGGAUACAAGUCGUAUUCAGACGAGGAAAAGACUAUUGAACGUGCUGGGGUAAAAGAGUACGAAUUGACGACUUUUGUGUCAUUUAUGAGUGGGUCGGGUCCUGAAUUGCUCAACUAUACCCUUGCAAACUUUCUUUGCACACUGGAAAGUGAGUUUAUUGACUUGAAAAAUGCUCAAAAAUGCAUUGUGUAUGCUGUGGUCAUCAGGGAACAUGAUUUGGUUCGUUAUUACACAACAAAAUGUCAAUUUGAUCUUUUUGGUAAGCCUGACAUGUGUGUACCGAUGUCAGGUGAAGGUUCACCAUUAGAAUGGGGAAUUGUCUCCACUAGAGACUUCCAUUUGUCCUUCUUACAAAGGGAAGUUCCUUUUAAAAAGAAUUAG
Messenger RNA from Sungouiella intermedia, 819 nucleotides. Lineage: Eukaryota; Fungi; Ascomycota; Pichiomycetes; Serinales; Metschnikowiaceae. The record is from the annotation of a GenBank genome assembly.